CAGUACCUUAGUCCAGCCGUUUCUGAAGCAGCCCAGGAGCACUGAACUCCACCUCUGACUUCUCAGUCAUGAGCAGGACCUGCACGGUCUUCUUCCUGUUGAUGGGCUUUGCUUCUUCUCUGGCCUUCAACUUGGACACAGAGCAUGUGAUAAGCUUCCCUGUGGAUAGUGCUGGGUUUGGUCACAGUGUGGUCCAGUAUGGCAACUCCGGGGUGGUAGUUGGAGCCCCCAAAGAGAUACGGGCCUCUAACCAAACAGGUGGCCUGUACCACUGUAACUACCACACGGGCAGGUGCCAGACCGUCCAGUUACAGGUGCCCCCAGAGGCUGUGAACAUGUCCCUGGGCCUGUCCCUGGCAGCUGCCACCAACCCCUCUCGGCUGCUGGCCUGUGGCCCCACUGUGCACCAUGCAUGCAGAGAGAACAUGCACUUGACUGGGUUCUGCUUCCUGCUGGAUUCGUCCUUCCUGCAGGAGCAAAGGUUCCCAGUGGCCCUGCGGGAGUGUCCCAAGCAGGAUCAGGACAUCGUGCUCUUGAUUGAUGGCUCAGGCAGCAUCACCGCAGGCAGUUUUGCCACAAUGAUGAACUUUGUGAGGGCUGUGAUGAGCCAGUUCCGGAGAUCGAGCGCCCAUGCCCAGUUCUCCCUGAUGCAGUUCUCCAACAAAUUCAAGACACACUUCACUUUCAACGACUUCACCUCCAGUUCAGAUCCUCUGCGCCUGCUGGAUUUUGUAAACCAGCUGGGCGGAUACACGUGGACAGCCACAGCCAUCAGUAGGGUCACAGAGGAACUGUUCACUGCCCGAAAUGGAGCCCGCAAAGAUGCCACCAAAAUUCUCAUUGUCAUCACCGAUGGGAAGAAAGAAGGUGACAACAAGGAUUAUAAUGAUGUCAUACCCAAGGCUGAGAAGGCAGGAAUCAUCCGCUAUGCAAUCGGGGUUGGAAAAGCUUUUCAAAGUGCACAUUCCUGGAAUGAAUUAAACAACAUUGCAUCUAAGCCUUCCCAUGAACACAUAUUUCAUGUAGAGAACUUUGGUGCUCUAAAGGAUAUUCAAAACCAGCUGAAGGAGAAGAUCUUUGCCAUUGAGGGUACAGAGACUGGAAGCAGUAGUUCUUUUGAGUUUGAGAUGUCCCAGGAUGGAUUCAGUGCCCUGUUCACACCUGAUGGACCAGUUUUGGGGGCCGUGGGGAGCUUCAGCUGGUCUGGAGGUGCCUUCUUGUAUCCCUCAAAUGGCAACCCCAUCUUCAUCAACAUGUCUCAGGAGAGUGUGGACAUGAGGGACUCCUACCUGGGUUACUCUGCUGAGCUGGCCUUUUGGAAAGGGAUACAGAGCCUGGUCCUGGGGGCUCCUCGCCACCAGCACACCGGGAAGGUUGUCAUCUUCACCCAGGAAUCCAAAAAGUGGGAGCCAAACACUGAAGUCACAGGGACCCAGAUUGGCUCUUACUUUGGAGCUGCUCUCUGCUCCGUGGAUGUGAACAGAGAUGGCGACACUGACCUGAUCCUUAUUGGGGCCCCCCAUUACUACGAGCAGACCCGAGGGGGCCAGGUGUCUGUGUGUUCCAUGCCCAGGUGGAGCAAGUGGCAGUGUGAGACUGUCCUCCAUGGGGAGCAGGGCCAUCCUUGGGGCCGCUUUGGGGCAACUCUGACAGUGCUGGGGGAUGUGAACGGGGAUGAGCUGACAGAUGUGGCCAUCGGAGCCCCUGGAGAACAAGAGAACCGGGGUGCUGUUUACAUAUUUCAUGGGGUCUCAGGACUGGACAUUGGCCUUUUGCACAGCCAGAGGAUCGCCAGUUCCCAGCUCUCUUCCAGGCUCCAGUAUUUUGGGCAGUCAUUGAGUGGGGGUCAGGACCUCACUCAGGAUGGGCUGGUGGAUCUGGCCGUGGGGUCCCAGGGACAUGUACUGCUGCUCAGGACCAGACCUAUCCUCAGAAUGUCAGUGACCAUAAGUUUCACACCUGCAGUGGUUGCCAGGUCUGUGUUCGAGUGUCAGGACGAGAUGGCUUCUGUCCAGGCACUGGGCAAUGCCACUGUCUGUCUUCAUAUUUCUGAAACCUCCAAGUACAAAUUAGGUAACCUUCAAAGCUCUGUGACCUUUGACCUGGCCCUUGACCCUGGCCGCCCGAGUCCCCGUGCCAUCUUCAAGGAGAGAAGGACCCGGACUCUGACCCGAGUCCGGAUCCUUGGGCUGAAUCAACAUUGUGAGGUUGUGGACUUGCUCCUUCCGGCCUGUGUGGAGGACCCAGUGACCCCCAUCAUCUUGCGCCUCAACUUCUCUCUGAUGGGUCAGCCAGUCCCUUCCUUCAGAAACCUCCGGCCUGUGUUGGCUGCAGACGCCCAGACAUACUUCACAGCCUCUCUUCCCUUUGAGAAGAACUGUGGAGCUGACCACGUCUGCCAGGAUGACCUUGGCAUCACUGUUGGCUUACCAGGCUUGAAAACCCUGGUGGUGGGGAGUAAUCUGGAGCUGAAUGCGGAAGUGACAGUGUCCAAUGAUGGUGAAGAUUCCUUUGGAACCACAGUUACCUUCUUCUACCCAGCAGGGCUGUCCUAUCGACGAGUGACAGGGGCCCAGAACCAACUGCAGAGGCGCCCUGUGAGCCUGACCUGUGACAGCACCCCAGCUGACAGCCAGGGCAUCCGCAGCACCAGCUGCCGCAUCAACCACCUCAUCUUCCGUGGGGGCACAAAGGUUACCUUCUUGGCUACUUUCGAUGUUGCCCCUAAAGCUGUGCUGGGAGACCGGCUGCUUCUGACAGCCAAUGUGAGCAGUGAGAAUAACACACCCAGGACCCACAAAAGCACCUUCCAGCUGGAGCUCCCAGUGAAGUAUGCUGUCUACACUGUGAUUAGCAGCCUUGAACAAUCCACCAAUUACCUCAACUUCUCAGCAUCUGAGGAGGAAGGGAGCAUUAUGGCCAAGCAUGGAUACCAGGUGCAUAACCUGGGACAGAGGGAACUGCCAGUCAGCAUCAACUUCUUGGUGCCUGUGGAGCUGAAUGGAGCAGCUGUGUGGACGGGGGUGGCAGUCUCCCACCCCCAGAACCCGCUGGUCCAGUGCUCUUCAGAGAGACUAGUCCUCACACAGUCUGACUUCCUGACUCACAUGCAGAAAAAUCCUGUGCUGGACUGCUCCAUUGCUGACUGUCUGAAGUUUCGCUGUGACAUCCCCUCUUUCAGUGUUCAGGAGCAACUUGAUUUUGUCCUGAAAGGCAACCUCAGCUUCAGCUGGGUCAGCCAGACACUGCAGAAGAAGGUGGAGGUCGUGAGUGUGGCUGAAAUCACAUUCAACACAUCUGUGUAUUCCCAGCUCCCAAGACAGGAGGCAUUUUUGAGAGCCCAGGUGAAGACAGUGCUGGAGAAAUAUGAGGUGCACAACCCAGUUCCCCUCAUCGUGGGAAGCUCUGUGGGAGGUCUGCUGCUGCUGGCUCUCAUUACAGCUGCCCUGUACAAGGUUGGCUUCUUCAAACGUCAGUACAAGGAAAUGAUGGAGGAAGCAAAUGGACAGGUUGUCCCAGAAAAUGGGACAACAGCCCCCCAAGUUGCCCAAUGAGGAUCCACUUCCUGUUUAACUUAGACCCACUUCCCCAUGAAAGGCUUUCCAGCCCUCUUGUUCCCACCUAAGUCAGACCCAAGGGGAAAGACACAUUUCACACAAGGGAGGCUGGAACCAGGCUGCUUUUGCUCUGUGUCUUGUUGGGAAGGUCCAUUUGUCUUGUUCACAUGGAAACCCUGAGGAUAGGGUCCUAGCAAUGCAAUGAUCUACAUCACCUUAAGUGAAGUUAGCCAGACUCAGAAAGCCAAUGGCCUCAUUUUCCUCUCAUAUGUGGAAUAUCGACCUAAUAUAGGCGAUAUUAUGAAAAA
Molecule: messenger RNA, 3865 nt
Organism: Castor canadensis (American beaver)
Lineage: Eukaryota; Metazoa; Chordata; Mammalia; Rodentia; Castoridae
Product: integrin alpha-D-like
Biological process (GO): cell adhesion mediated by integrin; cell-matrix adhesion; cell-cell adhesion
Cellular component (GO): external side of plasma membrane; integrin complex
Molecular function (GO): integrin binding
Source: RefSeq, a predicted model, not a curated record